This is a messenger RNA of Hypoxylon trugodes, 2025 nucleotides long. RefSeq lists its product as uncharacterized. Gene Ontology annotation, molecular function: ferric-chelate reductase activity. Gene Ontology annotation, biological process: intracellular iron ion homeostasis; iron ion transport; copper ion import. Lineage: Eukaryota; Fungi; Ascomycota; Sordariomycetes; Xylariales; Hypoxylaceae. The transcript has 2 exons. Gene Ontology annotation, cellular component: plasma membrane. The record is from RefSeq and is a predicted model, not a curated record. Bases 1 to 2025 code for a protein of 674 amino acids.
AUGUACUACCCCACGUGUGCAUACGCCUGUCACGACGGUGUAAGCCAGUAUCAGCUCAGCUGCUCUAUGGUUAUGAAACCUGGAAGCAUGGGCGGUGGACACCAUCCAAUGGGAAAGUUCAUGACCGACCCCGAUUGUUACGCGACCGACGAUAAUUUCCUCCGAAGUGUUGCCUACUGCAUCAGCAGCCGUUGUUCCGACGUGCCCGUUUCCGAUCUCGAAUAUUACUGGACUCAUUAUCUCGUCGGUCGCUAUCCCGGACUACCUAGCCCUAAGGAGCCAUACUCGGUCGCGUUAUUGCACGCUGAUCCACCGCCCCGUGUAGUCGUUCCUCCCGGAGGAUUACUUAAUACAACUACUCUGGUUAGCGAUAAAACUUACUGGGAGAGUUAUAAUUCCGACUCAAGUUCCGAGUAUACGGAAACCAAGCAGACUGACUUCGGACUGGUCCUUCUAAUUACGGGUGUUUGCAUACCCAUCGCAUGUUCCCUAUUACGGUUCAUACCUUUCCCCCGUAGCAUAGCGGUUCGGUUCAACGCAUACAUUAUUGAGCCGCCUCUGUUUGGCCGUCGACACCGAGAGCCAUUCUAUGGUUUAGCCCUCGUGCCCACCCGUGGCCAAGCCUUGCUAAUAGCAUAUUUCAUAACUAUCAACGUCGUGUUUUCAUGCGUCGACUACUGGCUCGUUUCGUCUACCUCGUUCCCGGAGCCCGAGAUUGACGCGUGGAUGAAUACCAUCUCGAACCGUCUGGGUGUUUUUUGCUUUGCCAAUUUUGCCCUCUUGAUUCUCUACGCGGGUCGUAAUAAUAUUUUAUUGACCAUUACCGAUUGGUCAUACUCGACGUUCCUUCUCCUUCAUCGCUGGAUCGCAAUUAUAUGUGUACUCGAAGCAUGCAUACACUCGGUGAUGAAGUUGCGCAUAGCCCUCGACUUCCACGACUUCUUUGAAGAGGGCAAGUCAAAAUACUGGAUUUGGGGAACCAUUGCCACCUUAUCGUUUUGUCUCAUCCUUCCAAUGAGCAUACUUCCCCUACGACAGAAGCUGUACAACUUGUUCUUGGCCUCUCAUUUCGCACUGGCGUUCCUAGCCUUGAUCGCUUGUUAUUACCAUGUGUACUACCGGUACGAAAACAUGUGGGGAUACGAGACGUGGAUAUACAUCGGCUUCGCUCUAUGGGGUUUCGAAAGGUUUAUGCGCCUAGCUCGAAUGGCGAGAAAUGGAAUCAAGAAAGCUACGAUCACUGUUGUCGAUGAGCAAUACCUCCGCGUCGACAUUCCAGGUGUUACCGCAGAAGGUCACGCAUACCUCUACUUCCCAACCUUGAGCUUUCGCGUGUGGGAAAACCACCCCUUUUCUGUCAUGGGCACUAUGAUGCUCCAAGAGCCGUCUAAGACACCUAAUCCUAGCACCACGACUACCGGAGAGAACAUUAGCCGGGCUACGAGCGACAUCGAAAAGAUGCCCGCCGCUCAAGAAUCUACGCUCACUUCUCUAGACUUCAGCGGUACUAGUACUCCACAGGACCAAAGUCCGUCUUUUAAACCAGGUCUCACGUUCUUCAUCAGCUCCACUAAGAAGGGACUGACGAACACCCUGCGCCAGAAGACGACACUUCCCGUCCUCGUCGAGUCCUCCUACGCUGCUACUGCACUAGACGAGUUGCGGCGAGUUCCGAAUUGUAUCGUCAUCGCGGGUGGUGUCGGUAUCGCGGCUAUGGGCCCACUCCUUCGUACCCGCGGCUGUCGCACUCGCCUCUUCUGGGGCGCGAGAAGUCAAGCAUUCGUGGAAGCGGUCAAAGCGUCGCUAGGCCCGGAUGUACUAGUUCCGAAUAUCGUGGGCGAGAUCGCAGUCGGUAGACGAAUAAACGUUCGCGCUAUCCUAGAGUCGGAAGUUGUAGGUGAGGAUGAGACGGCUGUGGUUGUGUGUGGCCCGGUUACUAUGGCGGAUGAGGUUAGACAGGUUGUGUGCGAGCUCGGGCGUAAGGGCAGACAUGUUAAACUGUUUGAUGAGGCGUUUAGUUGGUAA